Messenger RNA from Megalobrama amblycephala (Wuchang bream), 2831 nucleotides. Its product is annotated as fish-egg lectin-like. Bases 901 to 1542 code for a protein of 213 amino acids. The transcript is spliced from 5 exons. The record is from RefSeq and is a predicted model, not a curated record. NCBI's taxonomy places the organism in Eukaryota, Metazoa, Chordata, Actinopteri, Cypriniformes, Xenocyprididae.
CCUGCAAUGAACCUGUCACAUGGAUCAGUACAUCUCCUGUAACUCAUCGUGUCCACUUGAGAGGAGUGAAACUGCUCUGAAAAAUUAGCUGUGAACACGUGAAAAAUGCUUUCCAAUGGGCAACAGAAAAUCUGCUUCCUGGAGGAAUGAAAUCUGAUUAAAUGGCGCCUAGCACGCUGAUAUGAAGCAUAUGUGACAUUCUUAGGUUGGGGCUAGACGCUUUUUGCCAAUCAAUUGGCAUGAUGUUAUAAGGGCUUCAGACAUUCGUCACACCAAAGGUGUUCCCAUAGCGACAUCUCGCAGCGUUGUGUGAACCUAUGAAAGGGAACUCCCGCUUUCUGCACAGGUGCACUCUUUAUAAUCAAAUAGUGUGCCCUCAUUGGUGAAGCCGCGCGUUGUCGUCACCAAGCAUCUCGAUGAUAUACAGAGGAUUAGAUCACUCAGGUACCCGCGUCAAAAUGCUGCUGAAAAUGAAAGACAGAGGAAAAAAAGAAAGGGAGGGAAAAAACACCGUACCCAUAAUCAUAAUUAUAACAUGGGAUGUAACAAACACGUUCACAUGUGAACUGUCUUACCAGAGGGACGUGCUCAUCUGUUUACCUCCUGACUUCUUCCUCUGUGAUCUAGCCUCCCAUAUGGACUUUGAUCUUUUGCUGGGACAUUGAUUGACUGUUUUUACUCCAAUAAAUUUUAUUGACUGUUAUUACUCCAAUAAAUUUUGAAUUGCAUUUCUGCAUUUGAGUCAUUUUCCUUGAGAUCCCUGACAGAAUCCACACUGACUGCUGAAUUCUGAUAUAUCAGGAGAAGGUUAUCUUCAUUUAAUUACUGUUAUUUUAACAUUGAUUAUGUUUUAUCCAUACUGAACUCACUUGUAUAAAUGAUUUGGUUCUGAACAGAGCAAUGAAGCUGUAUCUUAGCGUCCUGCUACUCUUCAGCUGCCAGUUCAUUCACACUCUGGCUUUAAACUGUGAAAUGAUUUGUGGCACCCUGAAGCAGAUAGACGCUGGGUCAGGCUCAGUGGUUGGAGUGAACAAUCAAAAUGAGGUCUUCAUCCUGAUUAAUAACGUCUUCACAAAGGUCUUUACGUCUCUGAAGCACUUCAGUGUUGGUCCUGCUGGUCAGUUUGGGGUGGAUACAGCAAACAACAUCUUCAAGGUGCGGGGUGGCAGCCUUGUGCAGAUUGCAGGCCUUCUCAAACAGGUGGAUGCUGGAGGAGAUCAGAACACUGCAGGGGUCAAUAUGCAUGAUAACAUAUAUUGUUUAAAUAUGGAUGCUAACAACAAAUUGCCAUCCAGCUCUGUUCCUUGGGUUCAACUUCCGGGAAAGCUGAAGUAUUACAGCUGUGGCCCGUACAGCUGUUGGGGAGUGAACAGCAAUGACCACAUCUACAUCAAGAUGGGUGUGUCUGGUAAUGCCUGUUCAGGGACUGGCAACUUUGUGAAUAUUCCUGGACUUCUGUCCAUGAUUGAAGUAGCAACUGAUGGCAGUGUCUUUGGUGUCAAUGCUCAAGGGGCCUUAUUCCAAAGAACUGGCAUCACUUGAUCCAACCCCGCUGGCACAAACUGGAUCUCGAUGGUUGCCUGUCCCAAUGGCCACAAGCACGUGAGCUUUGACCUAGGAUUGUUGUGGGUCGUCUGUGUUGAUGGCUCCAUCCGUAAAUGUACUUUAUAGUUUGUCAUGCAUUACUGCAGCAACAGAGGAGCUCAAUCAUUAACAGAAGAUGUCAACAAAACAGCUUGUAAACAAUGUCAAAUAACGUCACAUUUACCUGCCAUUCAAUGUCCAAUGUAAAAUGAACUUUGAGAGCAGCAUUUUGUUAAAUAUAUGCUAUAUUUCAUAUUCAUUAUAUUUUUACGUAACCCUUUCUUCAAUACUAUUUAAUGUUUGAAUAAAUCUGUUUUAUGACAGCCACUAUUUAACGUAUUAAAAAAGUGUAGAAACAUAAUUAUGUCAUAAAAAUGUAUCAGUAUAACAUUUUAAUUUUAACCUUUAAUAUUAUAAUUAUGUACCAACUGGGGUUAACUGGGAUUUUUUUUUCCAUGCUUGUGAAUUGAAAUCGAAUCCAAUUGUGAAAUUUGUGUCAAUGCCCAGCCUAUAGUGUCAAUAAAUGUUUAUUUUUUUAUUAGGGGCCAAGCACUGAAGGUACAUUGGCACCUAUUGUAAUCAUUUGUACAGACCAUACAACUGUAUGCGGGAAAAGUGAAAUUUGGCACACUGUUAGAGGACAGUCUGACAUGUGUCUAUAGCCAAUUUGGAGUCUCUAACUCAAUCCCUCUAGCGCCACCACUUAUCCAAAGUUCCACUCAUGUUUAUGCUAAUAACUUUUGAAUUACAAACAAAGGGUUACAAACAAAAUUCUUUUUUCCUCUGAUUCCUUGGCUCAAGAUGAUUCGACUUCAUUUUCCGUCAUUUUCACAAAAAUUGAACCAGUUCAUCUACAGACCAUCCCAAAAAAAAAAAUUGAGAAUUCAAGUCAAUUUCUUAAACUGUUUUAGAAACAUGCGCAAAUUAUUUUUUACGUAGCGCUUGCAAAAAUAGACAUAAGGCUAUAUCUCGACAACGCUUUAUUGUAUUCAGACCAAACUUGGUAUGUGUUAUCACAAGCAUGACCUGAGGCAACUUGCGAAUUAAAUUAAAAUCUUUAAUUGCUCACUGUUGCAGUUAGUCUGAUGCUCACAGCCAUGUUGGCUGGCUUGUUGUGCCAUCUUUGUUGUGCUUGGCUGCAUAUAUGUAAUUUUUUUUUUUUUUUUUUUUUUUACUUGAAGCAAAUGUUGUCUUUUCCCAUUAUUUUAUUGUCAGAGUGCACCAGAAUCUUUUUCUUGCUGUUGAAU